AUGAGAAAAUUGAAAGAAACGAUUGGUGAUGUUGAGAACUUAGCCUUUGUUUUGGAUAGACAUCAAAGCAUUGUUUGUGCUUUGGAGAUCGUGUUCCCUGAUGCACACCACGAAUUUCACAGAGAAUUUGAGAACAUUCGUGCAAUGAAUGUUGUGGUUGCACAAUAUCUUGAGGAAAUUGGAUUUGAAAAAUGGGUUCGGUCGUACUUUCCAGGGGUACGUUACAAUGUAAUGACGAGCAACUGGGCUGAGAGCUUCAACAACACAACUAACGAUGCAAGAGGCUUCCCAAUCACUACUGUUGUAGCAUUCUUGAGGUCCAAAGUCCAAAAGUGGUUCACCCUGGAGGAGAGAAGUAUUAGCAUGUACGCACUAUGCUCGCCAUAUUACACAACAGAAUAUUGGAGGAGGACAUAUGAAGGUACAAUUAUGCCAGUUGGUUACAAGGAUGAUUGGGAAUUGCCUGAUGACAUAAAGAACAUGACAGUUGGAGUGCCUGUUGAGAAGCAACCAGUAGGGCGACCCAAGAAGCAAAAGGUUGGAAGAAUCAAGAACAACCGAACUGCUUGUAAUGGCGAAAGGAUUAUCAAAUCACGAAAUUAUAACAAGUGCGGUGCCAAGGGGCACAACAUAAGCACUUGCACCUACCGAGGUUAA
Molecule: messenger RNA, 657 nt
Organism: Cannabis sativa
Lineage: Eukaryota; Viridiplantae; Streptophyta; Magnoliopsida; Rosales; Cannabaceae
Exons: 4
Coding region: 1-657 (218 amino acids)
Source: RefSeq, a predicted model, not a curated record